This is a messenger RNA of Symbiodinium natans, 4284 nucleotides long. The record is from the annotation of a GenBank genome assembly. Lineage: Eukaryota; Dinophyceae; Suessiales; Symbiodiniaceae.
AUGUCGUCCGUCAGUGACAGCAAAGUCACUUUCAGAGCAAAGGCGCUUCAGCAAAGCGUUCCGGAGUCAGCCGUUGAAGCCUGGGAGAAGUCAGGCAUAGCCACGUAUAGUCAGCUCCUUUUCAGGGUCGCUUCAGCCCCAAAUCAGACAGAUCCAGUCAAACUACAGGCGCUUCUAGACAACAUGAGUCCUAAGGCCGAUGCAGUCGUCACAGCCGCAGUUAACAGGCUACUAUUCGAGGCAGGAACCUUUAUAGUAGCAGAACUCAGACAGACACUCGAGGCACCAGCAGGCGAACCCAGCCGACGCCUGUCCACUCAGGAGCGCAGCAGCCGCCUCACAGCCUUGCAGGCAAAGCUCGGAGCCUUUCGCAUAGCAGGUCAAUUCGAGCCUAGUUUUCAGCUAGUCGAUCUUUGCAGUGCAAUGGUCGUAGACCAAGCAAUCCGCCACAUACCGCUCAAUCGCUGUUCUAGUCGAGAGCAGGAAGUGUCGAACGUUAAGAAGGAUGAACAUCUGUUCAGACUUGACAACGCAGCCUUGAGGCUUGCAGUCAAGCCUCAGACGCUCAAGGUAGACUUGUCUACCGAGCUCAGAGUGUCGCAGGCACUCAGCAGACGUGGCUUAGCCCUUGAGAUGGCGGGUGUUUGUACUUUUCAAGUACAUGAGGAGUACGCCGCCGCCGCCCAAGUUCGACCCGCCUGGGAUCGAUUCACUCUUGCGCGCAGACAGGGAGAUGUGGAUCCGAGUCUAGAGCAGGUCAAGAGUGACUUCACAGGGCCAGGCAAAGCCAAUGUAGUUGACACGGCAAUUCAGCAGUGGCAGCAUAGUAUGCAGGUAGCCUACUUUUUGGUCCCUGUGCCUAAGCCUGAGAAGCCCACCCAGCCACUCAAGCGUCCCUGGGAAACUGCCUUUGCCACCGAGAAGGGCAACAAGAGCAAAGGCAAAGGAAAGUUCAUGCAACAGGCAUGGCAGGCUGGGAAAGCAGGCAGGGGUAAGACUGGCAAAGGCAAGGACAAGACUCAGACGUCCAUGCCAGCCGCGCUCAAAGGCCUAGACCCCAACUUCAAAGGCCAGCCUAUUUGUUUCAACCACAGCCUUCCUCACGGCUGUACAGAAGACACUUGGCAAACGGACUUAGGCCUCACUUGCAGAAGGGGGCUUCACAUCUGCAUGAAGUGUCACGGUGAACACUCGUACUUCAGCAGACCUCCUGACGCCAGCACUCACCAGACAGCUGGAAGAGACCAACAGCCCUUUUCAGAGCCCACGCUCUCAGACAGGCUGUCGCAGCGUGAACCCUCUCUGUCGGCCGACGCAGGUGUCCCACAGUUGGAGGACUGCUGGGAAACUCAGCCUGGCACCAGUUCUCCUGCAGCCGAGGCCCCAGCAGAGGCCUCAGCGGCGCCGCCGCUGCCCUCCCUCCCUGACCCUAGUCACCGUGUUUCCGUAGGAAACCUUUUUCUGGAAGUCUUCGCAGGCACAGGCAGAAUGUCUAAGGCAUUCGCAAGAAUUGGUCUGCAAGUUUUGGCCGUAGAUUCGGUAAGGCCACAAGCAGUCCCAGGCCUGUGCCUGGACCUCUCAAAGCCUCAGAGCCAAAAGGUCAUCUUGGACCUCGUACAGUCACGGCGAUUAGUGGCAGUACACCUGGCCCCCCCUUGCGGCACCAGCAGUGCAGCCAGGAGUAUUAAGGCAGGACCUCAGUCUCCUCAGCCAUUGCGUAGCCCAGCGCACCCAGACGGCCUACCGCGCCUAGGUUUCUUGAACAGACAAAGAGUGGCGGCAGCUAACAAGCUUUACGCAUUUACUGCGGCAGUCAUUCAGGCUUGCGCUGAAACGGGUACCGACUGGUCUCUUGAGAACCCUCAGUCGAGCCUCUUCUGGCUGUGUAGCCCCAUGCAGGCCUUGUGGCGGUCGCUUAAGGGCAAAAUCUUUUUCGCAACCUUUGACAGCUGUGUUUACGGCGGUGCCAGGCGUAAGGCCACCACGUGCCACCAGGGGCUGGGACACCAGCACCUUCCCUGGGGUAAGGAUGGAACAGCCUGGGCUACUGCGGCCGAGGCGGCGUACCCACCAGCACUCUGCAGACACUGGGCCUGUUUGCUAGCAGAGCACCUUGCAGCCUCUGGACGUCUCACAGAUGCAGGAAAUCAGUACGGCGCUCAACGUUUUGCAGCGGCUGAAAGAGCAGCCUUGGGUCUUUUUCCCAAGGCUACCCACUCACCAAUCUGUGUAGAGCCCUUUCAAGGACAUCAGUGGGUGAAGUUGUCUUCAGACGAAGACCGCACCAAGUUCGUGCCAGGCGUCCGGCUUCAGGACAGCGCCUUUCCAAAAGGCUCCACCACCGUAAAAGUGGUAGUGGAACACGGAACUUGGUGGGCUCUUGUGGGUCAGCCUGUUGAGCCGGUCGAGUUCUUGGAAAAGGCAGUCAAGAGCAGACACCCCGCGUGCUCUCUGCCACCGUUGCCGGCAGCUCUGGAAAAGACAGUUGACAGGCUCAGCGCUGCAAAACUAGCAGACGUCCACAGACUCAGGUGCCAACGGCUCAAGUCCAUGUGCGACAUGGCAAAUGAGCUUCAGCACCAGGAGGACGCAGACCACAGAUCUUUGGAGCCGCACCUUCGUGACAUCCUCAAGGGCAAGCGCCUCAGGCUCUUUGAGACUCUGCUUAAAGGGAUGGAUUUCCCAGACAAGCACUUAGUCGGCGAUAUGCGGUCGGGCUUUCGCAUCACAGGAUGGCUUCCUGACACUCAGACCAGACCUAGCAAGGUAGUCCCCCCGGCACUGCACCGGGACGAAGUCUGGGAACAGAGAGAGAAGCACAACCGUGUGAUGUGGAGCCAGUGCAAGCCCAGCUCCGACCCUAGUCUCGAUGCAGCCCUUUGGAAGCAGAGUCUCGAAGAAUGUGCAAAGGGAUGGGCCACCCUAGAGACGGGUCACGUCGAAGUGCCAACCAAUUGCGUACUUGGGCGCCGUUUCCCAAUAGUCCAAGGAGACAAGACUAGGCCCAUUGACGACCUUUCAGCCAGCUUAGUCAACAGCACGUUGGGAGUAGAUGAGAAAAUCGUUGUGCAGCCCUCAGCCUCCACCAUCAGCCUAGCGCUGCACAUCCAAAGUAGGUGUUUGUCAGCCAGGAGAAAGCCUUCGCAGCCGGCAGGCAUGAAAGGCAGAACUUUCGACUUAAAGUCUGCCUUCAAGCAGCUAGGCAUAGCCUCGCAGGACCUACCUUUUGCCAAGGUCACAGUGUGGAAUCCAGACAGGCAGUCCCCUGCUGUCUUGGCUUUGAAAGCCCUUCCAUUCGGUGCGACUGGCAGCGUACAUGGUUUCAGUCGCUGUAGUCUAGCCCUUUGGCAAAUUGCCGUCAGCCUUUUAUUACUGCCAUUGACAAUGUUUUUCGAUGACUACACAGCUGUCACAGUCUCGGAAGACAGCCAGAGCGUCGAGACAAGCUUCUUGCUUCUGUUAAAGCUCCUGGGCUGGAAGGCAGCCCUGCAUGGCAGCAAAGCACAGUCGUUCUCAGAAUGUUUUGUCAGCCUCGGCAUAGCCUACAUUCUGCCCAGAACUCCUGCAGGCUUCGUCCGAGUGAGCAACACGGACGCCAGGAAGCAGGAAGUCAGCGACACGUGCUUCCGACAAUUCUGGAACACGGCACCAAGCCAGGGAGGUCCAGAGCUUCAGCUCUCGCCUCAGCUGCGUGACGCCUUAGUCUGGGUGCAGGAGCACGUUCCCACAGCAAAGCCCAGAGCGUUCAAAACACCAGCCUCGAAAGCCUACAACGUCUUCACAGACGGCUCAUUUGAGGCAGGAGUAGGAAGAGUAGGAGGAGUCCUCUGCAGCCCUACGGGCACAGUCACAGAGUGGCUUCAGGCAAUAGUGCCCUCAGACAUGGUUCAGUCCUGGCUUCAGGAGGGCACCAGCCAUCCCAUCAUGCAAUGUGAACUACUGGCAGUUUCCGUAGCCGCCGCUCUCUGGGGAGCAGCCAUGACAGAUUGGCCAGUCACCUGGUGGAUCGAUAAUAACCCAGCCUUGCAUAGCCUUAUAGCAGCCAAAGGCUAUCCAGACUCGAACUACAGGCUGGUACAGACAGUCCUGCACUGUGAACAGGAGUUCCUCCUGCAAUCCUGGUUCUCGCGCGUUCCAAGCGCAAGCAACCCGGCAGACGCGCCCAGUCGCGGGGAGAAGGCAGAGUUUUUACAGCACGCUACAGAAAGAGAAAUCAAGGUGGGGUGGAUGAGGUGCCUCGCAAGAGGUGCUGUGCCACUUAGCCUACUGCAGCCGACUAAUUGA